GCAACGGCGCGGUCACGUGACGAUGAUGGCGGCGCUGCCGGGAGUGUCCUUUGUGCUGUCCAGGAUGGCCGGCUGCGGGAGCAGCUGCAAGAGUAAAGUGACGGUGCCCAAGCGGCUGUGGGAGUUCGUGAGCCGGGACAGCCCGGCGCGGCUGGCGCGGCUGCGGGAGGAGUUCCGCGUGUCCAUCCUCAUCGACGGCGAGACCUCGGACAUCUACGUGCUGCAGAUCGCCCCCCAGGCCGCCCCGCCGCCCCCCAGCGGCCUCCACCUGGCCCGCAAGGCCCUCAAGGCCCUGCUCAAGGAGGCCGAGAAGGAGCUGCGCAAGGCCGAGCGGCUCGGGGAGCCGGCGCGCUGCCUGGUCCUGGCCGGGCCGCCCCCCGCCGGGCCGCCCCCCGGGCCCGGCCCUGCCCCCCGCGGUCCCCCCGGCCCCGCUCCCCCCGAGGAGCCGGACGACACCUGCCCCAUCUGCCUGGGCGAGAUCCAGAACGCCAAGACGCUGGAGAAGUGCGGACACUCGUUCUGCGAGGGCUGCAUCGCCCGCGCGCUGCAGGUCAAGCAGGCCUGUCCCAUGUGCGGCCGCUUCUACGGCCGCCUCGUGGGCAACCAGCCCCUCAAUGGCCGCAUGCUGGUCUCCCGCGACUCCAGCCUGCUGCUGCCCAGCUACGAGAAGUUCGGCACCAUCGUCAUCCAGUACGUCUUCCCACCCGGCGUCCAGGGGGCCGAGCACCCGAACCCAGGCGUCCGAUACCCUGGCACCACGCGGGUGGCCUACCUUCCCGACUGCCCCGAGGGCAACCGCGUCCUGAGCCUCUUCCGGAAAGCGUUCGACCAGCGGCUCACGUUCACCGUGGGCACCUCCAUGACCACCGGGCGGCCCAAUGUCAUCACCUGGAACGACAUCCACCACAAGACCAGCUGUACCGGCGGCCCCCAGCUGUUUGGGUAUCCCGACCCCACCUACCUGAGCCGAGUGCAGGAGGAGCUGCGAGCCAAGGGCAUCACAGACGAUUAAGUGACCCCGACCUUUGACCUCUGACCCGACCCCGAGCCCCCCACCCCGACCUGCCUGCCCAGCUCCCUGUUUCCCAGGGCCUGCCUGGAUGGGGGGGCUGCCCAGCUCCCCAUGUCAAGUGAGCUGUGACCCCCCCGCCCACAUUCACACACACACACACACAGACGCAUACGCACACCCAAUUCCGGGCGAGGCCCAGCAUAGCCCAGGACUCAAGCCCUCCGUCCAGCUGGCCUCUGGACAGUGACCCGCCCCCGCCCCCGGCCCGAGCUCCGCCCCGACCCUACCACUAGCUGCUCUAGAAGAGACCUGGGAGAGGCUUCGUGCCCCCUUCCUGGCUCUUAUUCCCAGGCUCUCACUGCCGCCCCCCGCCCGCCCCGCCCUUUGGCUCCGCUGUUUCUGUGUCUCUGCCCCUACUUCGUCUCCAGGUCUCUUUGCCUCUCAGUCUCUGCCUCUGCCCUCAUCUUCCCCCCACCCCCAAGACCUCGUAGCUUUUGAUUUAAUAAAAAGAAAAUGAAGCAAAUGUGACGGGACUUGUCCUGGGAGUGUACUCCCUGCUGAGGGCUGGAGAAAGGCCAGAAGAAAGAGACCGGGCUGACGACUGGGAGACGGCAGACACGUGUGUGGCUGUGUACACACACAA
This is a messenger RNA of Ornithorhynchus anatinus (platypus), 1655 nucleotides long. RefSeq names its product deltex E3 ubiquitin ligase 3 (gene DTX3). NCBI's taxonomy places the organism in Eukaryota, Metazoa, Chordata, Mammalia, Monotremata, Ornithorhynchidae. The transcript is spliced from 4 exons. Bases 23 to 1012 code for a protein of 329 amino acids. The record is from RefSeq and is a predicted model, not a curated record. Gene Ontology annotation, biological process: protein ubiquitination; Notch signaling pathway.